Desarmillaria tabescens is the source of this 1608-nucleotide messenger RNA. RefSeq lists its product as uncharacterized. Gene Ontology annotation, cellular component: mitochondrial outer membrane; mitochondrial outer membrane translocase complex. Gene Ontology annotation, molecular function: protein binding; transmembrane protein transporter activity. The record is from RefSeq and is a predicted model, not a curated record. Gene Ontology annotation, biological process: tRNA import into mitochondrion; protein targeting; protein import into mitochondrial matrix. Bases 1 to 1608 code for a protein of 535 amino acids. The transcript has 8 exons. Lineage: Eukaryota; Fungi; Basidiomycota; Agaricomycetes; Agaricales; Physalacriaceae.
AUGAGCUCAAGGACAACCACUGCCGUCAUUGCUGGCGCCGCCGUCGCUGGGCUAGUUGCCUACGCUGUCUAUUUCGACUACAAGCGAAGAAAUGACGCCGAGUUCAGGAAGAGACUGCGCAAAGAAAAGAAACGCGUCGACAAGUCGAUAGCUUCAUCAGCUGUCCCAGCCAGUACAGUGUCCACGGAAUCACUGCGAGAGGCCUUGGAACGGGUCAAAAAAGAAGAAGUGCCGGUAUCGCCUGCAGAACGGGAGAAUUAUUUCAUGUCUCAGGUGGCCAUGGGUGAACAGCUUGCCCUUCAAGGUCCUGAUUUCCAACUCCCCGCGGCACUUUCAUUCUAUCGUGCCCUCCGCGUGUAUCCUUCGCCGGUCGAACUCAUGGUCAUCUACGAGAAGACCGUUCCAGAGCCAAUCUUUAAAAUGGUGAUUCAGAUGACCAAUUUGGACGUAACUGCUAAAGUUCAAGGAUACUACGAUUACUUCCCACCAAAAUCGGCCGGUGUUACAAUCCGAACAGAGGAUACUCCAGAGGGUCCCAGGAAAUACAUUGUUGUGAGUAAGGACUUCAAAAAGGGUGAUCUCAUCUACAAGGCAAGAGCAGAGCACCCUGUCAUCACGGCUCUAGAUGCUGACAUUCAAUCUGCUGGAACCCACUGCUCUCAUUGUCUCCGCCUCAUCGAAUCCUCUAUCUCGAUCAAAUCACCUUCAGACCCUCUUUCGUCGACUUACUGCUCAAAAGCCUGUCAACUCCUGUCAAAAUCCCAGUCACACAACCUUCUCUUUACCUCAGAGCGUCCUCUUCCACCUGAGAUCCCCAUGGACCCUCCUACACCGGAAACCCUUGAAAAACGCAGGAAGGCGCAAGCUGCCUUUGUCGCAUAUUUGCAGAAAGAAGGAAAAGCCGGUCCUCUCCUCGUCGCAAGAUUUGUAGCCCGCCAAAUUGCCUUUGAAACGUUGAAGCUAACGCCUGGAUAUACGGGAAAGCAUGACGAGCAACAUUUCACAGAUUCGGAGGGUGAGGAGUACAUGCUCGCAGAUCACAUGGAGAGACUGCGGUACAUCGAAGUUGACCUCCCCAAGGAAGAGGCUCCGCUUCUCGCAAAAGUCUUAGGCUCUGCUGUUGCAGACUUGGACAAGUUUAUGACGGACGAGCAUUUAGCUCAGCUCCGCGGCAAAAUUGCAUAUAACGCAUUCGGCGUCUGCUUUGGCGGAGGUCGGGAUGACAAGCCCGCACCAACCCAACGUCCAGAAGAUGUAGAAAAGACCCGAACACCAUAUGGAACCUCUCGCCAAAUUGGCACUGCCUUCUACACACUUUCAUCUUACCUCACCCACUCUUGUCGUCCUUCGGCGCGUCCCUCGUUCAGUUCCGGCACGGCCCAGAUUCACAUCAUCGCCAACCAGGACUUGAAACAAGGCGAUGAAGUCACUGUGGCUUUUGUUGACGUGACUCAACACGAAGGAGAGUCUGAGGUAGAGUGCAGACGAAGGAGAAGGAUAGAGUUGGCUCGCGGGUGGAAAUUUGCAUGCACUUGUCAACGGUGCAGUGAAGAGGCCAAAACGGAGACUAACGGGGUUGCUGCCCAAAAAGAUGAGACAAAGGAAUAG